ACCUACCCGAGGUAUCAAGGCAUCCAACCUCAAAGAGAGGAGGUCUCAACACUCAAGUCAUUCUUUACUGUAAGAUUGAAUAUUCCACUGAUUGGCAGUGGUUCAAAGAUGGCACCCCUCUUGCUAAUUCCAUGAACAGAGAAGAGCUAUCUCUACAGUUGACCAUAAGUGCACUAGGUUACUACAGGUGCAGUGGAUCUGGCAACGGUCCUCACCAAAAUGUUUUCGUCCACUCGUUGAGUGCCGCUGUGACUGUUAUUGGAGUUUCAACUUUUCCAGUUACUCUAGCGUUCUCAAAAUUGUUGUUUACUAAAAGUCUGCAAAAUCCUUCCAGUUCAGACUUCCAAGCGAUUUCUUCCAAUAUCACUGAAUUUUUGGAUGGCGAGUCUUUGCCCAGUGAUCCAUAUGUGCAAGUACUGGAUUUAAGAGAAGGUAGUGUGGUUGCAGACACAAACUUUUAUGUUUACAACUUAAACAGAUUGCCAAAGGAAUACAUUGAUAUCUUGUUGGCAGCACUGAUGGAGGCUGGAAAUAAUUCAAAUGGAUUUCUCAACCCUGAUCGCAUCAUCAUAAAUACAGCAGAAAUGUGUUUUGAACAGACUAUAAUGGGUUACACAUUUCCUGACACAUUUGUAGGAGAAACUGUUGAUUCAAAAGAAGAAUGUGAUGAAACAAGAAAAUAUUAUGGCCAGCCAGUGGCAAAUAAUACUUGCAUUGGUGACGGACUGACAACAGCUGUUUGGCAUCCUGAGCCGAUCUCAAAUUGUGGUGGAGAAGCAACUGCCGAAGAUCUCCUUGCAAGAAUAAUUGAU
Anneissia japonica is the source of this 812-nucleotide messenger RNA. RefSeq lists its product as uncharacterized. Lineage: Eukaryota; Metazoa; Echinodermata; Crinoidea; Comatulida; Comatulidae. The annotation marks the transcript as partial. The transcript has 5 exons. The record is from RefSeq and is a predicted model, not a curated record.